AUGAAAUCUAUGACUAUUACGAUGCUUAUCGUGGCGUUGAUCUUUGUUCAAGCUGCGUAUACAUAUUCGGAUGGUGAUGCUUAUCUUCGCCUCCUUAGACGUCUCAUGGAUGAGAAACAACUGGAAAAGCGAACAAAUAAUUAUGUUCAAUGUUGGAGUGAUUACAAUAGUAAAGGCACAUGCUGUGGAACAGUUGAUAUGCGAGGUGUUCCAACAGGUAAUCUGGAUAAUCAUUGCACCGUGCAACUUGGAAAUUGUUGCUAUCGUGGUGUCCAAGGUCGAUGUCAUUGGCAAUUUGGAGCAGUAUGUCCAGCUGGAAAAUAA
Molecule: messenger RNA, 324 nt
Organism: Adineta ricciae
Lineage: Eukaryota; Metazoa; Rotifera; Eurotatoria; Adinetida; Adinetidae
Source: the annotation of a GenBank genome assembly